AAUAAAAUUAACUUGGCGAGGAAAAAUACCACUGUCCCUUUUAAAUAGCAUCGGUCGAAAAACGUUGCAAGCACUUAUUCCGUCUUCAAUUUCUCAUCAGUGACUAGUGUUAAUAUAAAUGCCAUUCAAGUGGACUUCACUAAAGUAGUCUAAAGACCCCUCAGAUUUAACUUUAGUCCUGGCUUGUACGUACGAAUUCUAUAUCUGUAACAGAAAUUCUAUCACUUAUUUCUGUGCUAAUGUGGUAUGGCAACUCGAACUGAUGUACGUACGUACGAACUUCUACGUUGUUCAUGACUGACUGACUUCUGUCACUGAUCAAUCCUCAUAUUAUUGUAAGAAAUGCCAUGCGUGUCCUCGUGAUACGUUUUUCGAAUUCCUGACUUAUGGUAGUUGCAACCAUCUAUAAAAAAUAAGUUUUUCUCUCCCUGAAUCCGUGGAGAGCAAUGACCUACGUAGGUUUCUGCUUUACAGUCGUUUGUAUUAUUUACUGGAAUUUGAAAACAUUACUUUGUGUAUUGCCGUUACUUUAUUCUACAGGAUUAUAGAAAACGGUGACUUUGCCCCUUGCGUCGUUCAGCACGUAAUGGGUUUUCUGAAAGGCAUAGACCCAUUGCUUAGCUAUUUUUAAAAUUAUCGCUGUACACUUUCAUGGUUAAAAGUUAGAUAUAUGUUAGAUGCUAUUAUUCAGGGUCUGUGUUCUAGUGUAUUACUAAGGUAAAAAGAUGCGGUGAACGAAGGCCUCUAUACAUGUAUUCAAACUUCGAACUUUCACCUAUAACAACUGUCUAUGACUGGGCAUGUUGUUCGUUACAUUAUCUGAAAUGUGGGAUUUUAGCUUUAAUCUUGUAGUUAACAUAUUGGUGAUUUAUACAAGCAAACUGCGCUUUUUCUUUGGUGAGGUGUGAAACCAUGUCCCGAUAAUCAGGUUUAAAUGUUUAUAAAGGUUUAUUAAAACUAGUGUUCUAUUUUCCCGGUAUAAGGUGGUCGUUAUGCUGCUCAAAAUACAGUGCUACAUGUCAUUUCACUUUCUCGGAAUCCUGAGGGGAGUAGGGAUAGACUUAGCAGUCUUUGCGCCAAAUCGAAUAAAAUAUAGCGAUCCAAAAGCCUAUUUCUUGAUGCCAAGCCCGUUUUCGAUUCACUUCAUAAGACACUCGAUAUCCAUCAAACUAAACGUUUAGUAUUGACUCGUCUUUCAUUUGCAUUUUACUUUCUUAAGUUUAUCAAGCAGUCUCAACUCGUUUAAAAUUUACUUUACAUUGUUUCAUCUAAAAUUGUUGCUAUAUUACCAAAUAUUUCUGUAAAACUACAUUUUCAGGAUGACAGAAGAAACUGUGGUAGAGGAAAUCAAUUACGAGGAACAAUAUGGGUAUGUUAAUGAGAGUUCUGUUUAGUUCAGGUUAGUGUAUUUCAUCAACCUUUGUGAACCAAAUCCACAUCCUGGACAAUUCAUUGUGAUUACUAGACUAGUAAUCUCUUGUUGUGUAUCUCUCUCACACCACGCUUUGAUAUUUCCCAUGGAAGCUAAUUUUUCCUAGCUGUAUAUACAUUUGUGAUUAGACUUGUUUCUUACCGCCUUUUAGGGUGCUUGUCGAAGAGAAUAAAAAGUUGAAGAUUGAUAUUUCAAGUUUGCAGUUAAGCAAUCGAAGUCUUGUCAAUCAGAAUAGGGAUGAGAAAAAAAAGGUUAUGGAUUGUCGUUUGCAGAUUGCUGAUUUAGAAGGGCGUCUUAAGGCGUUCGAUGCCACAAAGCAGGAAUUAGCCGAUUCACAAGGACAAUGUGAACGUGUACGUAUGACAUUAGAAAGUUGUGAAGCUAAAUUAGCUGAUGCUGAAAGGCGUGCAGAUGAAGCAUCCGGUUUGAUAAAGAUCAAGGAUAGCAUUAUCGUGAAACAAAGCAAUUUCACAAAGGAGAUUGAAGAACGCUUGAGAAAUAUCACGGAGGAACGAGAUAAUUUGUUACAUAAAACCUCUAAUCUAGAGACGGAAUUAAAUAUAGCUAUUGUUAGAGGUGAAGAUGCUGAUGACUUAAAAGAACGAUUGAAGGCGUUACAGGAACUUUUUGAUAAUCUGGUCAAUGACCGUUCCCAAACAACUAGUGAGAGUGGAUUAGCUGCUGCUAAUGAGUAUUUCAAAUCCGAACAGGCUAAAUCUGAAAACCGUAUCGCAGAACUUAAAGAAGUUAAAAGUGGAUUGGAGCAAAAGAUUGAAGAACUAUGUGGCGAUAAAAAGCAACUACAAAUACAGUUGGAACAACAACUAGAUGAAUAUGAGAAGCUGGGUGAGAAAUGCGCGACUCUGGAAGCACGUAUCAAGGAAAUGGCACAUUCUGAAAGAAGAUAUGGUGGUGGUAUGCUUGGCGGUCGUCUGAUUGGACCCACUUUACCUCCAUGGAUCGCUGAUGACAAAAAGCUGGAAAACGAUCUAGAACGACUUUCAAAGACUGAUCCUGCUACUCUGCGUGCAAAGGUCAUGGAACUAGAAAGCCAAGUCAACGAGCUUAAUCAACUUCUGACUUAUCGGGAAGACGUGAUUCUCCGUAUUCAUGAGGAAAUAUCGAAAAAGGCUUCAAAACUCGAAGCCGCCGAUGUUGAACGUUCAAGUCUUACAGCUCAAAUCAGUAUACUGAAACGCGAGUUGGCAACGGCUCGUGAAGACUUAGCUCGUCGAGGAGUAGGUCCUAUUGAAUUAGAAACUGAAAUUGAACGUUUACGAAGUAAACGAGAUAGAGAAUAUCAACGACGCAAGCGAACUGAAACCGAUUUAGAGAACAUGGAAAAAGAAAACCAGGAGUUGAAACAAAGAAUCAAGAGACUAGAAGAAGCAGCGAUAGCUACUCCUCCUAAACCAAUAAUUCCUCAAAGUGAUCCUUCUGAUAGAAAUAAAAUCAUUGAGCUACAAGGCGCUGUUAAUCAACUUCGAAUGGACAAUGAAGCUAAGCGAUCGGAGCUUUUCGACCUGCGAUCACGAUUUGAUGCUAAAUCUGCACAGGUUGAUAAAAUGUCUGCCGAGUUUAAAACAAAAGAACGCCUUUGUUCCGAGCUCACAACUCAGCUUGCAAAUACUCGUGGCCAGCUGGAAAAUACUAUAAAGGAGCUGGAAUCAGUCCGAUGCAGAGCUGUGCGCGGUGGUGCGGAAGUUGAACGUUGGCAUUCAGACCUAACAAGUUUGCAAACUACCAAUAAAUUUCUUUCUUCACAGUUAAACGAUUUGAGAAAUAAAGUAAUUGCGAAAGACAAAAUGAUUGUCGAACUAGGCAAACGUUGUGAAAGUAUUCUAAAUAGUCAUCCUAUUCAAGCUCACGAAGAGCCACAUGUGAACGUUAACGGAGAUGAAGGUGUGUGCUCACGUUGUCAGGAGCGUCUGUUUACUGAAGACAAUCAACAGUCGAAUGAACUGGAUAUAAUUUCUCAGCUUAAAGCUAAACUGUCUUCAAUGGAGGAUCGUUGUAAAACCUUAAUGGCUGAAGCAGUUCAAACCCAACAGGCAAAUGAGAAUGUAAAAUCUCAGUUGGAGUCCGAACUUGCUAAUGCCCAACAGUCUGUACAAAAGUUGUCCGAAGAAGUUGCCCGAGAAAAAGAGACAGCAUACAAUUCAACCUCUCGCGUCCAAGAACUCACUGCUCAAGUAAAUAAGUUAGAAACAGACCUUUCUCAAACCAGAAUGCAACUAAUAGAAGCUCAGUCAGAUCAUCAAAAAGAAAACGAUAUCAAUGCAUCAGCUGCCUCACCUCCUGCCAAACGAACUAGGCGAAGUACUAAUGCUGUGAAUAAUGUCAAAGCGAAUUCAAAGAGUAAUCAGGAUCAUUCAUCCGGUGGGCGUCAUUGACAUACACACUACAAUGGUUCCAUUUAAUAUUCCACCUACAUUACCAACAUCCAGGGUUUCAUCCGAUUAAUUUAUGGUUUCAUUUCCAGUCAAAGAAAUCCCACAAGAAUCGAUUCUCUCCCGGAUAUCUUACUAGUUUUGUUAUGAGUUUUCAUUAUUUCUAAACUAUUCGUGUGUUAUUAUUAAUUUCUUCUCUUAACUCUGAUAUAUUCUACAUAUGUACACAUUAAGAACUUUUUAUCGAAGUUGCAUUUUCUCCGCUCUAUAUGCGGUCUUUUGUUUCUUUUUAUUUUAAAAAAUAAAUGAUGGAAAUUUGUUACAUUUUUUGCCUUUUAAACAUAUUCAUAUAGUAGUAACGGUUAAUAUAUUGUUUGUUUAAUUUGAUGAUGCCUUUAAAAAGGGAAAUCAUGUACAAUAAAUCUGAUCUUAUUGUCU
Messenger RNA from Schistosoma bovis, 4260 nucleotides. The record is from the annotation of a GenBank genome assembly. Lineage: Eukaryota; Metazoa; Platyhelminthes; Trematoda; Strigeidida; Schistosomatidae.